AUGAACACAAGUCACAUGCCCACCCGUUUUCAUAGAAAGUGGACAGAGAAAUUUAACAAACGUGUCCACCAAUCACAACAACAGGCGGCAAAGGCAGCCAUACUAGGCACCGUGACCCCUGGUUCUUUGCUUAAAGAUGAGGGCGAGCGCGUUACGCAACAGCAGAUUUGCUCUCAAGUAGACAUCGGUUCAGCAACGAAACGCUUUGAUAUUCAGUUACAAGGUGGACCAUAUUCCAUCGAUUACUCGAGGAAUGGACGGUUUCUGGCUUAUUGUGGUAAAUCUGGCAACGUCGCUGCCUUCGACUGGAUGACGAAAAAGCUGCUGUUUGAGAUGAAUGUUGCGGACACUUGCAAGGACAUCAAGUUUCUUCAUCAGGAAACAUUUAUCGCAGUUGCCGAAUCCAAAACCACCUCAAUCUACGAUAAUCAAGGCGUUGAAUUACACUGUCUAAAACAACUUCAUCAGAUACUUCGUUUGGAGUUUCUUCCUUAUCAUUUCCUACUUGUAUCUUCAGCCGCCAAUGGCUACCUGUAUUAUUUAGACUGCACGGUUGGCUCUGUUGUCUCUUCAAUACCGACAUACGCUGGCCGUCUCGGGGUCAUGUGCUCUAAUCCGACGAAUGCAGUGAUUCUUCUCGGACAUCACAAUGGAUCUGUGUCAUUCUGGGUACCCUCGGAAAACCGUGCCGUUGUAAAAAUGCUCACUCAUCAAAAUGGUCUGACGGCCAUCUCUUGCGAUCUCACAGGAAACUAUUUGGCCACUUGUGCUCUGGACCGAAAGCUUAAAAUCUGGGAUAUUCGUUCUACCUAUGAUCCGUUAUCUGAAAUUAACCUUCCUCUAUCGGGUACCAGCUUGGAUUAUAGUCAACGUGGUUUACUGGCUCUCGGAGCGGCGAACACCGUCCAAGUGCUAUCCGACCCUCACCUCGGCUUCUCUGGGUCAGAGCUACAGCCAGCCUCUGCUGUGCAAGAGACGAUCGCGGAUGGCGUCAAUCGUCGCGUGCUCCGCAGUGCCUAUCUAUCCCACUAUGCUGUUCGGCCUGUUCACCGAGUUCGCUUUUGCCCUUACGAGGAUGUUCUGGGUUUGGGCACCAAUGGUGGCAUCUCCUCUCUUCUUUGUCCUGGCAGUGCUGAACCCAAUUACGAUGCACUGGAAGAGAAUCCAUUCGCAAAUAAACGCUAUCGCCAAGAAAGGGAAGUCAAACGAUUACUUGACAAGAUCCCUUAUACGAUGAUCUCCAUGGAAUCGUUGGUCGGUAAGGUUCGACGCGAGGACAUCUUGGAGGAGUGGGAGAAGAAGAAAGCUGCUCUGCUUGGUCUGCCUGUGAGCGUUCCGAUGCCUGAAGUGAAGAGGACCAAGAGGAAAGGUCGCUCGAAGUCCAGUCGCAUCGAAGCUAAAAAGCAAAACAUCCGCUUUGAACGUAAAAUGUUCAGCAUCAAACAGGCUCUAGGUGUAACGGAAACCAAAACCAAGGGCAAACAAAAGCAACCUUCUCUCCAAUUGAAAGAGACGGAAAAAUUGGAAAAGCCUAGCGAUUUGUUGGUGUCUCGUAAGAAGUUGUCCAAGAAACGCCUCAGAUCCGCACUUGAUGUAUUAAUUCCCCCAAAAGAUUAA
Molecule: messenger RNA, 1617 nt
Organism: Dicrocoelium dendriticum
Lineage: Eukaryota; Metazoa; Platyhelminthes; Trematoda; Plagiorchiida; Dicrocoeliidae
Source: the annotation of a GenBank genome assembly